AUGCUGUCGUUCAUAAACCGCCUCCUGGACUGGUUUCGUGCUCUCUUCUGGAAGGAGGAGAUGGAGCUGACGCUGGUGGGGCUCCAGUCCUCGGGGAAGACCACCUUUGUCAACGUCAUUGCGUCAGGCCAGUUCAGUGAAGAUAUGAUUCCCACAGUUGGUUUUAAUAUGAGGAAAGUCACGAAAGGCAACGUGACAAUAAAGGUGUGGGACAUUGGUGGACAGCCGCGCUUCAGGAGCAUGUGGGAGAGAUACUGUCGUGGAGUCAAUGCAAUAGUUUACAUGGUGGAUGCAGCCGACCGUGAGAAGAUUGAGGCUUCCAGAAAUGAGCUCCAUAAUCUUUUAGACAAGCAACAAUUACAAGGGAUUCCAAUCUUAGUACUGGGGAACAAACGAGACUUGCCAAAUGCUCUGGAUGAGAAGCAGCUGAUUGAAAAAAUGAAUUUAUCUGCCAUUCAAGACAGAGAAAUCUGCUGCUACUCUGUCUCGUGCAAGGAGAAGGACAACAUAGACAUCACGCUGCAGUGGCUUAUCCAGCAUUCCAAGUCCCGGCGGAGCUGA
Molecule: messenger RNA, 561 nt
Organism: Knipowitschia caucasica
Lineage: Eukaryota; Metazoa; Chordata; Actinopteri; Gobiiformes; Gobiidae
Source: the annotation of a GenBank genome assembly